AUGAGCACAACUGGCGAGCGCUGCUGCUCUGGCCCAGUCCAGCGCCGCCGGUGGCCAUCCUCGGGCGGUCGCGAGCGUCCACCUCCUCCCAGCGCGGGUGUGCCCUCCCUCGUGGCCCCACCUCCAGGUGCGGGCGCGCCCUCCCUCCUGCACGACGCCGACAGAACUCUGCCAGGCGGCACGGGGGCUCACCCUCCCGACACAGGUGCACCCCACCCACCACCACCUGCACCUGGCCCAAGUGCAGUCACGGGGAACCAGCUGCGUGUAGGCGCGAGGGGCUCCGAGGAUGCCGCAGUGGAGGACACCAUCGUCGGUCCCACCUCUGAUGCCACUGGCGUGCGCGCCGGGGCUCCUCCCUUUCCCUUCCGCAUGCCGCCGUGGACUCCUACACCGAACACCUUGGUGGAGGCCGCCCUCGCUUGGGACCGCGAGCGCAAGGCGACUGAUGCCCUGGAGAAGCAUAUUGCCCACACGGAGCAGCUCCUCACCUCUCCUGCCUCCCACGAUGGUGGGGCCACCUCCUCCAGCUCGGUGGGGGUGGGGACUAGGGGUGACCUCUCCAUCAGUGAGUUCUACCGCAAGAUGAAGGGUAUGGUGGACUCUCUCGGUGACCUUGGCUGGCUUGUGGAGGACUGUAUCCUGGUCCUCAACGUCUAUGACGACCUCAUCAUGGAGGAGCUCCAACAAGUAGUUUAG
Molecule: messenger RNA, 699 nt
Organism: Sorghum bicolor (sorghum)
Lineage: Eukaryota; Viridiplantae; Streptophyta; Magnoliopsida; Poales; Poaceae
Product: mucin-7-like
Exons: 5
Coding region: 1-699 (232 amino acids)
Source: RefSeq, a predicted model, not a curated record